Dermacentor albipictus is the source of this 9552-nucleotide messenger RNA. Lineage: Eukaryota; Metazoa; Arthropoda; Arachnida; Ixodida; Ixodidae. The record is from RefSeq and is a predicted model, not a curated record.
CGAGCCCGGCGGGCUUUAGUUGAUGUCGAGAGCGUCGCUCGGCGCGCGCGCGCGUAUCUCUCCUCGCCCGUGGAGUUUUUCCCUUGGAGUGGUGAAGAGCUCGCCUGCUCGCUCGCCCGCUCAUCUCGUCCUGCGACAAGGAUUACCGCGAGCACCUCGUGCGACCACGCCUCGGCUGCUGCUGCUGCGCCGCACGGGACUACGCAGAAGACGCUCGGGAUGGUGAUGAUGAUGAUGACGACGCCGCCGGCGAUUCGUGCGUUCGUUCUGCUCUUGCUGGUGUUCUUGUCCGGUGCGGUCGGAGUGGCGGUCGCUGCGAGGCGUCGCGGCGGCGGCGGCAAGCCGCCCAUCGUAGAAGAGACCACGCGGAGGAAGCUCAACAGACAGACACACUGCCAGUUCGGCAACCUGACGUACGAGCUGGAGGAGCGAUGGCGUCCCGACCUGGGUCCGCCUUUCGGCGUGCUCUACUGCGUUCGCUGUGAGUGCACCCCUGUUCACCGCAAGAAGAGGGUUGUGGCUCGAGUCCGCUGCGAGAACAUCAAGAACGACUGCCCCAAGCCGACCUGCGAUGACCCCGUGCUUCUGCCCGAGCGCUGCUGCAAGACCUGUCCGGGAGAAGACUAUGCGGACUUGGAGGAGGGCUUGGCCUUGCGCAAGCUGGAGCUGGAUGACGAGGACAGGAACUCCAAAGAGUUCAGUGCGCUCCUCACUGGCCGCGGUUCGUACCCCAUCGUGGCUACGACCGUCGCGGCUGUCGGCUACCUGACGUACAUCAAGAAGGACCUCCACAUCGGCGUCUACCACAACAGUCCCACUCCCGUCACCAGCAUCCUCAUCACGAACGAAGAGGGCUAUAUUGUCCAGGAGCACGAAGUGGCCAACAAGAACACGCUGUCCGCCAACAACAGCACUCAGGUUUGCGCCGUGUGGAACAAGAUACCGAAGGUGUACCGGCGGCUUCUCCAAAAGGAAAAGCUCCACAUGGCACUGGUCACCAACGGUCAUCCCAACGGACUGGUGGCAGGCCGGAUUGUCCAGUCCACUAGGCUCGAACCAGAGGUGUUCAGCUCGCUCAUGGUUCCCGAUCCCGCGGUGAAGGAGACGCUGGGAGGGGGAGGCGUCGCCGCCAUUUCGCCGUCCAGGACAGACAUCCACGUCACGGUGAUGUUCAACGGAAUAUUCGCCCCGACAGACGCCAGAGACGUGGUGGUCAAGCUGAGUCUCCUAGCUGGAAAGACCAGUGAGUCGGCCGUGGUCGCCAGCUCCGAAAUAACGCUCCCCAAAAUUCACGUUUCACUGAACACGGCCAGUGUGAAACUGACCCUGCCUCCGGAGCAGCAGCCGCUGAUGGUGGCCGGCAAACUGAGCAUGCGCCUGACGUCACCCGACGGCAGGCGCCACAUCGAAGGCCCCGUGAUCGUCAGGCCGACCUGCAACAUCUUUCAAGCUGUGCUGACGGCGGAGACGUCCAACUCCGGAUUCGCAGUGCUCAACGUUAACCAGGAUGGGUCAAUAUCUUACCAGGCGUACGCUUCCGGUAUGAACAGCGCGCCCAUGGUGGUCGUCCUGGAGACGGACAGCCCGGCCGACAAUGAGGUUCGCACCAUGGCUGCCUCGUACAACCCACCCUUCGCGUACCACUGGACGAACGGCACAUUCACCCGCGGCACUAGCCAGGUGCUGGAGAUGCUGCUGACCGACGACUUGACCUUCAAGGUGCUCUCCGAAGGCCAGAGCGAAUUGCGAGGACGAGUGAAGCAGCGCCUCUACUCGGAUGCCUUUCUCAGUGCAGAGGCUCCUGUGCUGCUCAUGUCCGAGGGCAACAGCUCGGCGGCGGGACAGGCGUGGCUCUCGGUGGACAAGUCGUGCCGGCUUCACUAUUCGGUCUUCGUCUCGGGACUGGAGCCCAGCGAGCGGCACCUACUCGAGCUCCUCGAGAUCACGCCUGCCUUCAACGUGAUGCCCAGCGCGCGCAGCGUCCAGAGGGUUCUCCAGAGAAUCACCGGAGACGAGCUGGAAGAUACCCUGGAUGAACCAAGCGCGGCAACUCUGCACCGCCUCAGUGGCGGAUCUUCGUACUUACUGGUCACAUCGAAGUCGGGAAAGUCCAAGCAAGUCGAGCUCAGGGGACACAUAAGAGACAUUCGGAUUCCCGACAACUGCCUUCCCGAUCUCGCCAAGAGCGGAGUCAGCGGUGGCUCUGGAAACACGGCCGUGGCCGGCUACUCGAGCGACGCGGGAGGAGCGGAGAACAACGAGAUCUACCGCAUCGAGUCCAACCACAAGUGCUACUACGACGGCGAGGUGUUCGACGACGGGGCCCAGUGGACGGCGCGACACGAAGCAUGUGUCAUGUGCUCCUGCCAGAGAGGUCGUCUGGUAUGUGACGCCGUCGUGUGCCCUGCCGUGCAAUGCCCCAAUGCAGUGACGCUUCCAGGGGAAUGCUGCCCAACGUGCCAAGACGAGUCGGGAGGCCUGAACGCGACUUUCGCGCCAGGUGAAGCCCACUCUCCGCACGGCUGCUUCCUCGAGGGAGACAAGAAGUUCCACAUGGCCGGCUCCAAGUGGCACCCCUACAUCCCGCCCUUUGGCUUCAGCCGCUGCGCCGUCUGCACCUGUCAGCCAACGACGCUAACAGUGGAGUGUCGACGCAUCACGUGCCCACCAUUGAGCUGUUCCGAAAAGGAUGCCUACAGAGAGAAUGCUCUGUCGUGCUGCAAGAAAUGUCCUACAGAUGUUAUUCCCGUGAAAUCUCAAGAUACAAGUGUUCCAACGCAACUCCGUGAUCAAGGAUCAAAAAAGACACCAAAGGACAUUCUGUCAAGUGGAGGAUGUCAGUUUCAGCUACAAGUAUUUCACAAUGGAGAGGAAUGGCAUCCAACUGUACAGCCUUUCGGUGAAAUGAAGUGCAUUAGAUGCCACUGCAAGGAUGGCAAAUCCCGGUGCAGAAGACAGCGGUGCGCCAAACUCUCGUGCCCAAUAAAGUUCCAGAAAGAAGACGAGUGCUGUCCGCGCUGUGCUGAUAAUGGUGAGGGCCGCGCCGGAGACAGACCCCCGCGGAGGACAGGACGCAAGCGCAAGACCCGGGGUGGGACGCCGUGGAAUUGAGCCGGCCCGACAGUACACCGCCGGCACGGAACUGUCCCACCAGACGCAGACGCGCGACACAAGCAAAGCGAACAAACGAGCGAGAGCAAAGACGGCGCUUGGACCCCGGCAGCUGUACAUUCCACCCACCAACUUCCGGGCGAACGGAAGUGCCGAACGCCGCCGAGGGUAACCCCCCCGUUGCCCCGUCCGCGUGAGGCCCGCUGCUCCUCUUGUCGGCCGCUGGCUUCUGCUCCUCCAGACGUUGCCGGAACAUUUUGUGCUCCCCCGGCCCAAUCAACGGAAGGAUCGACUCAGACUUGAUACAUAUCUGCCGCAUGGCGUUGUGCUGUCUCUCCCACCAACCAACCGGCCACGCCUUUGCGCGGUAGGGCGGCAGCGAAACGAGGAGAAUGUGAUCGGAUGAACAAACGUGGGCGUCGUGAGUCAUACCUGCACGCUAGCAACUCAGGUGGCUUUCGUUCUUGUGGUGCUGCGUGCCGAACUGAGCCUUUCCAACUUGCUUCGAAGGACACGUCUUUUCUUUUUUUUUGACACGGCUGCCUCGCGCUCCCGCGCGCUCUCCUCGCCGCCACCCCCCUCUCUCUCUCUCUUCUGCCUGUGUUAUGAGACGUUGUUCAGUGCGCGGAUGGCGGAACACGGGAGGAGGAGGUUCGACCGAGCGGAGUGAAGCGCGCGGUCAAGAGCGGAGAAGGAAUACUCAAACCAGCCGCCAACGUUGCUACUCCAGCUUCUCACGCAUCCAUGCAAGCCAAAGCUUCCACCACGAGCUUCGUCCGCCUUGUGAAAAAAAAAAAAGCACUGCGACAGCGAUGACAGCGCUCUUCUUCUCUGACUCUUUAUCUCUGUGCGACUCCACGAUGUCUCCGAGAAGAGGUGUCCGUAUAACAUAGAAAACUGUCCGCAUUACUGGGAGAAUGGCGUGGCACGUUGUGGGGCUUGUGAGGGGACGAGAUCGGGCACGUUGCUAAUAGCCCGUGCUUAACAGAUCUUUUCAGUAUUUCUUUUUUUUUUCAGGCUAUUAUAAUGGAAGACUUAACUCCCUAUCUCUGCAGCUACUUGUAAAGAAGAGUUGUUUCCGUGAAGUUCAGUUAUGAAGCUGCUUACUCCCCGUAAUAUUUAUGCAUUUCAGUUGCGCAGUCUUCUUUUGUGAGAAUCUUUAUAUGCUCUCGCGACAGCCUGAGAAGUGUCGUCUCUACUUGCCAACUGUAUUUUUUUUUUCGCGAAGCGAACAUUUCAUACGUAAACUGCAGCGCGAAAAUCGCAACUGACGAAAGACUAGACAAGACUGGGUCGUGUCUGUUUAAUACGCGAUUCGUUUUCUGUGUUUAUCGCGCUGUGUUUGAAAGUAUGAAAUAUUAACGUGCCCAACAUGACUCAUCUAAAUCAAGUAUCUCGUAGCUACUUAAGAGCUCACGCAAAAUAAUUAUUGGCAAUGCUUUCAUUUUGACCGACGAAGCACUUUCGUCAAGUUUAGCACCUUUGAUAACAGUAAUGACGCCACGAAAUCGAUACUUUUCUCAGCACGAUCCACGACAUCGAUGCAAACAUAUCACUUGGCAACUGAUUACGGGUUUAAAUAAUUCAGGUCUACGGUUUUAACUGCGCUUUUUGUUGUAAACGCCCCUUUGUCAAAUGUAUCUUUUAAGAAAACGAUGUCUAAGAUAGCGCGUUUAGCGCACAUACACGUUCAAAUGAUGUUACCACGUGAUCUUUUAAAGCAACCGGCCACAUUGUGCUGUGUACAGGGUGACUGCUCGCAAGAACUAUGCAGCAAAAUUCAAGCAUUGCCCAAGAUGGAAGCAUGUGCCAACAUUUACUACAACAUUUCCCAUUUUUCUCUUCUACUUUCAAAAGGUUCGCACUUAGAGCAUCGUUUUGUUAAAAGUCGUGGGUCAUGUGAAUGCAGUGAAUGGUACAACAGUCCUCUUCUUCAUAGGUGCGUUGUUUGAGAGCAUGUAUAUGUCCCCUGUUGGUUGGCAUCAAAAGAGAAACGAUUUUAUAUUAUAUUUCAUUGGAUAACAUACAAAACAAACAAAACAUCAUUGUUAGUUGCAGCAGCAAAUGUUCUAAACAUCAGACCUGCACAUUUUAGCAGCAGCAAAUUAUAGGUAGAUGCCGUCAUAACUGUUAAACAAACCGUGAGAAACGCUUGACCUUUGGCCGAUGAAGUGCUGCAUCUUCAACACUUUCAGUAUCGACAUUCUGAAGAAGUUGCUAUGACUUAUGUCAAGUAAACUAGCGAAUAAAUAAAAAAAAACAUUGCCGUUUCUCAAUACAAUAGACGCGAUCGUAGAAUAAUUGAAACUACCCAAGGAUAUAUACAGGACAAGGCUGCGAAGAGUGUGUCGGUGUUGUUUUCCCAACGGUUUCGGCCUGACGGCUUGUACACGCUUGUAGGAAGCGUAUCUGUGAAACUGUCAGGGUGUUACGGUCGUUUCGGAUGAGCCCGUCCACUGAUAACCAAACAUGCAACGUAUGUCCUAUGUAUAUUACUGAGGCUCCGUUGUUGCUGCUACUCUGCAGGACAUAUCGUGUGUUUACUUUGAAACUACUCCCGCUGUCUUCGGUAACUUUGUGCACAUCGUUGGCCUAAAUUCGCUGGCCAUCUACGACUGUGUCGCGCUCGGAACUCUUCAACGCGAGCGGUACGCUGGCGAACUGCGAAUCAGGGUAGAUGGCAGGGCACGGACAAACAGCUGCUCGCCUCGGCAACUGAUGUUCGCCCAAGCGCUGACGUUGUACAUGUCGUCUCUACUCUGCAGUUCUUAUCACAGUGAUCUUCGCUGUGCGUUAUCACCUGGGAGAACUGUGCAGUCGUAGCCAACCAAUGGUCAGCAGAGAACGUGGUCUUGAGCGCGCGGGGCGACCUAGCAGGAUGCAAGAUGCGUGAACCUGCGAUUGAGAAUGCGCGCGGCGGGAUUUCCUUUGUUUCUUUUUAUGGGAAGUGCAGGGCGCGGGUGGGGGGGGUAAAAUGCCCGAAACAGUGGACGGCUAGUCUCAGGGAAGGCAGAUAGCAAGGACAUACAAAUGUACGUGACGGAGCUUACUAUUUGGCGCCAAAAGUUGGCGCGAUGAGAGUCCCACCGAUUUGUCAACGGUGGUUUUAUGUUUUGUUUUUCGUAUUUUUGAUCAAUUACUUUCAAUAUAGUAAAUAUUAACGCAGGUUUUCAUGUUGCGUCUAGCUUCCACCCUGCAGAUGAUUUAGUCGUUCGGCAUAGCUAACGAUAUCAAGAUGCACAUGAAACAAGGAGCUUACAUAAUCACUUGUUUAAACGCAACCUAUUUUGCUGAACAACUCAACGGCGAACUGUGCAAAACGCGAUGGCAUUGGAGCUCUUUGUUGAUUAAUGUGCAUGCCCGUAUCGCCUGGCUGCUGCUAUCAUGGAAAUGACACCAUCAUGGCGGUAUAGGUUUCUUCACGAAACCACAACGAAAAGAACAAGCCACCAACAGCUGCAUAUUCACUGCGUACGUGGCGCCCUCUACAGUGCUCUGAACGUCCGUGGCGCCCUCAAGCCGAACUCUCCGGAAGUGACGUGGUGAGAGUAUCCUGGGUUGCCGUAUAUGUUCCCAGUCGACCCAUUUCUUAUGGGAUUGCUUGCAUGAAAUGAUUGUAACCCCAGCUAGCUGAGCUCGGUAAUAAGCGCAAAAUAAAAAAAUUGUGCUGAUUGUUACAUUUCUUUGAGAUUUUGAAGUUGUGAAUUGUACUCUGAGCCCGUUUCUAUUUAAUUUUAGUUUUGUCGUUGUUUUUUUAUGUUUUACGUUUACGCAGCUUCAAGUGCAGCUCAGAAUUUUUAGAGGAAGCUUUGCGUCGGUAAAGGGCGAUGCCAGAAAGGGCGAUUCCUGGCACCCGCAAUGCAGGCACGGACAAGAUUUCUUGCAUGUAAAAAGAAAAAGAAAGCGCAAAAUGAAUUGCUCUUGAAUGCUACAGUUUAUUUUCAACAAUAUACUUUUGGCAGGGAUUGACAAAGAUUGUGAUCGACACAGAAUGCGUACUAUUCCACCACAUUUUGCUUGUUAGCAUGAAGAAUAGCGGUUAUCAAAAUAUUAAGUAACGUAUGUUCCGUUGUGUUGGAUGCCGAAGUUGCGUUGCUCUUGAAAUUUUCGCGUUCAUCGAGCGAAAGCUUCGGGAUGUUUCUUUGAAUUAAGUAACGAUGAUUUGAUUGGAAACGAAAAAGGUGUGUUUUUUUUCUUUGCCUUCAUAAACUACCACGAAUGUGUAUAUACAAUGGUAUCACUAGGUGUUUCCGGGAUGGUAACACAGCUAAUCGAAACGAACUAUUUUCCAACUGUUGACGUGUACUCCCUGGUAAGAAAAUUUCGGAUCUCCAUAAAAUGUUCGACUUGCAUCAACUUGGAUCAGUUAAUGUGUUCUCUUCAAAGCAACUAGUGUUAUUGUCUCUCGUCAACGAUCUAUUUUCUUACUAGAGGAUUUGAGCAAUCAGGCUGUCAGUCAUUCAGUCAAUAUUUGUCAAUAAUUGAGAUUGCAAAAUUAGAAUUCUGCGCCGUGUGAAGCUUCCUGCGAUCCCGCCGUAUUGUUUGACAGUGACGUGCCACUUCGCAUUGCAUUGUGUUUUACCCUGUGUUAUCGUAAUGUGUUCUCCCAACAAUGUACUGUCGUGCAAAAACGCGACAGGUUUGAAGCCUGCGCCAGGAUAUCUGACUUCGGGCAGCCACAACACAGACUGCAGCUGCGUCACAGCUUUUAUGACUUUUUAUCGAUGUUCGAGUCCCUAUGUUUCUUCAGCUGAUUAAUGAUACAAACCUGUAGGGCGCGGGCGCCGCAAGAUCCUCUUUUAUUAUUUAUUAUUUUACUCUCAUUCCCCUCUGGAGAUUGAAAAAAAAAAUUGCCUUCUUGUGAGUUUAUCAUGCGUUAUCUGUCUUUAACUGAUAUUUUUCUUUCUUUUUGAGAAAUCAUUCUUCAGAAUCAGCUCACAAAGCUCUGUGAAUCGCUGGAACACUUGCAGAACAAGCUAUCAACAGGCGAACAGUUUUUAAUAUUGCGGAGGAACUGAGCUGUUAAUUUAUGAGCUGUUAAUUAGUUUCCUUCACUCGUUGUCAUGGAAGCACGAAUGUAGUUUACCUCGCUGGGAAUAACAGUAAUAAUCCAAUAAUAAGAGAGAGAAGAGCAUUUGUUCAUAGCGCAUCAAGGAGGUAUAUUGCUGCUCGGCAUCGCCAUUUCUUAAAAGCCGUCAAGAAUGCUGCGAUAGCUAACUUUAAACACAACAAAAUAAAGUAUGCUGGCGAGCUGCUUAUGACCCCGAAAUGUAGAUUGCGUUCAUUCCUGGGUUCAGAUCUAAAGUGGAGAAAAUAAGUUUCGCUGUUCCAAAGCUAGCUCAGUGUAAUGAUGGAUGAUGAAUAGCUGUUAAAUUGUCUCAAUUCGAGUUGCUCUCUUUUAUUUCUGUGUCUUUACAUGCAUAACAUUCAAACUAGCCGUCAACAUCUGUAAUUCGUUAAUUAGGAUGCGCGGUGAUCGCUCAUCGCCUAAGGCUUGAGCUUGCGCAAUUCGUGGUUCCUAGCGUUUGAAGGUCUGGACCCGACAUGCUGAAACGAAACGAGCAGUGUCUUUUGCUACAAAUUGUCACGACCCCUCUAAAGAGUCGGUGAAAAGAAGGCAUCCCCUGCUUUGCAAUCUGUAAUUUCAAAUGAUCCUGUCAACGAAAAAUGCUGUGCGAAUUCGUUGCCAUAAACGUGCCAACAUUGUAAAAUAAUAGAUGUAUUUUUUUUUGGUUCACUCGGGCAAUGUUACACGUGAAGAACGGUAAGAGUGUCUUGAAAAUCAGCACAGCUUUGUCGCAUUUAAUCUAAAGCACAGCAUUUUCUUGUUUCUGAACACCGGCGUGGCGCUGUACUCUCCGCUGUAGAGUCGCUGUGCUCAAUUCUGCAGCACAUAUUCCGGCGAACGCCAGCUGAAAAAUGCAGCUGGCCCAUAGGCUUAACCAAAGCAAAAUGCGUUACGCAGUAUCAAUAACACGCGUUGAUGAACAAGAGCGUGUCGUAUAUGAAGUGAUCUUGCCAAUGCAUUAAUCUACAGAAAUUUAUGUUUUUUUUGUUCUCCGAGCUUAUAGUGGCCUCAAACUGUGCUUCGAACACUGCUUUCGAGCGUGACGCGCCUUAUUUAUGUAAAAUGUGAUGAAAGUUCUGUUCAUGAAUGUGACUCUUUUUGUAUGUGUGCCAGAGAAUGUGAAGUGCAUAUUGUUUCGCCAUUAUUGAAUGCCCAUGCAUCUUGUAGAAUUUUUGCAAACUGCUUGCCUCAUCAUAUCCUGUUUUUUUCUUCUUUUUAUUGGAGCAGCUUUUAGAUAACGGGUGCUUGCCCGUGAUUCUCCAUAUGACAUGUUUGUAGAGUGAAAAACGUGAGAAAGAAAAAAGAUACAUAAGAGAGAGGAAGAAUAUAACUAAAAUAUUAUUGAGAAUAAAAUAAAGUAAUUAUUGUUUGUC